AUGACCAAUUUCAAAUUAAAAAUAAGGUGUAAGGAGCAUAAAAAAAACAAAUUAAUAGGUAUGUGUAACAAUAGUUCCUGCUUAAAAGACCCUCUUUUCUGUAUCGAAUGUCAAAAAAAAAAUCAUUCAAAUCAUUUAUAGGAUUUAAACAACUUUGGUGAUCUUGAGCUUUUUCUAGAAUAAUUAAUCUAUAAUUGGUCAAUUUAAGAAAGAAUUACAAGAAGUGCGAACUAAAAAAGUGAAAUUUCAGAAGUUUAAUUAGAACAAAAAAUUAAUGAAUUUAUUUUAACAAACAAUUAGAUUUAACCCAUGGAAUCAGUUGAUUUGCAGUUAAAUUUAGAAAACAAUUAAUUGGAGAAAUUAUAAAAUUAAGAAAUAUUAAUUUAAGAAAAGUUAGAACUUCAUUAGUUUUAAGAAAAAGAUCAAAGUAAAUAUCAUGAAGAGAUAGUUCUUGUGUAAUAUAAAUGUUCAAAGUGUUAACAAUGCUUUAAUGAUCCUUUGGAGAAGAUUGAAAACGAAAAUUAUUGUAAAGAAUGUUUAAAGUGCCAUGAAUGCAAUGGGUUUGAGCCAAAAUAAUCGGUAGGAUCAUUUUUUUUUCAUGAUGAUUCUUUAAAGAUAUCAUAAAAUUCAGUACUUAAAAAAGAAAUGAUUGCUUACAUAAAGAAAUAUUUUGGUACCAGAUAUAAAAAAGCUGAUAUUAAUGAUAAAUCAAUAUUUUUUCAAGCUGAACGAUAUCCUUGUUUAUAAUUAUAAUAUUACUCAGGAUAUGUAAUUGGGUAUAAUCAUCCAAUUAUUAAAAAUAAAUUAAAAAUUGAUCCAAAUAGAUAUAGUUUAAGACAAGAAUAGGCUGAUAAAUAUUUAAUUGAAGAUUUAGAUUAAUUUGAAAGAGAGCUAUAUGUUUAUUAUUUAAGAUGUGGCAGAAAACCAGAUGAUAUUCCAGAAAAUAUCAGAAUGCUAUUGCUUUUUAUUCUAUUCAUUUUUAAAGACUUCAAUCUUGUUCUUAAUUUAGCUAAUCAAUAAACUUAUAACUAUCUCUUUAUUGAAAUUUCUAGAUACUACUAUUCAAAUGCUCAGUAAAUUCUAAAAGGUAAGGUUGAAAAGGCAUUAGAUUUCUUUAAUGAUCGUUUUCAUAAAACAGAUGGAAGCAUUAGAGAAAAAAAUGUAAUUAAUUAGAUUAAGAAAAUGUUACCCACCUACAAAUGAAACUGAGUAUUAUUCUAAUUUUUUGAUAUACAACAAC
Messenger RNA from Paramecium octaurelia, 1240 nucleotides. NCBI's taxonomy places the organism in Eukaryota, Ciliophora, Oligohymenophorea, Peniculida, Parameciidae. The record is from the annotation of a GenBank genome assembly.